Messenger RNA from Lodderomyces margitis, 2526 nucleotides. It is a transcript of the gene SEC34, whose product is annotated as Golgi transport complex subunit. The transcript has a single exon. Gene Ontology annotation, biological process: cytoplasm to vacuole targeting by the Cvt pathway; Golgi organization; autophagy. The record is from RefSeq and is a predicted model, not a curated record. Gene Ontology annotation, cellular component: COG complex; cis-Golgi network; membrane. NCBI's taxonomy places the organism in Eukaryota, Fungi, Ascomycota, Pichiomycetes, Serinales, Debaryomycetaceae. The coding region runs from base 1 to 2526 and encodes 841 amino acids.
AUGCCAAGGACGAGAAGUAAAUCGACAGUACUGCAAAUUGCAAGCGAUGUGCUUGCAGUGAACAAUGAUUCUACAUCGCUACAUGAAAAAAUCAUCCCUAGCCCGACUACAUUCAGGCGCUCGAGGUCCAAAUCAGAUUCAUGCGGCCGGCCAGCUCCCUUAAUCAAAUACGACUACUUAUACCCUUUGUGCCAGCAAGAGGAACAAUUGCUAUGGUCAAAGUUUGUGGAAUUAUUUGAUUAUGAUGUUGUGUUAAAAGAUGACGACAUAAAGCAUAUCAACGCCGAACACUUGGAUUCAGUGCUUGGAUUUCGGAGUAACUUACGAAGGAAUCGAGAUCAACUAAGAGAGCUCACGAGCCAGACAGAUGCAUUGCUACAAAGCACAAAUGAGUGUUUUGACAAGUAUAAACAAAUUUCAGAUGAAACCCUGGACUUUGAUGCUUUGGCCAACGAAUUACUAGAUAAGCAAAACUUAUACCAACAAAAGUACAACAAAAUUCAUUCGAAUUUGAAGCACUUUGAACAUUUGGAGUCCAUCACGAAAAGUUUAUCAAAAUCAGGUACACACUUGCUCACUAACCGACGCUCUUUUUUCAUCAACGAUAUUUUGUUACACUUGGACGAUUCGUUGGACUUUAUGGAAAUGCACCCUGAGUUUAGAGAUUGUGAGUUGUACAAAAGUAGAUUUCGUCAAUGCAUGACCAGAGCCUUGACAUUGGUCAGAAACUACUUAAGUAACGAGUUGAGGGGUAUAAAUGACUCGGUAAGUAUGAAAUUAAAACAUGCUUCAGACAAUUCAAAGCAAAUCGUAACCAUAGAUUUGCUAAUCUACAACGAGUUCAAUACCUACUUAAAAUACAAUGAAGAAGUGUUUCACGAGUUGGUCAUGGAGUUGUUCAAGAGAAGCACUAAACAUGAGGAGUAUAAUGGAUUGAUCAAUGAUGUGUUGACCACUUAUUUCCAAACACGGGCAAAAUUAUUGAAACAAUACAUUGACAAAACAUCAACCAUUGACAAGUUUUAUACAAAGCAAUUUGAGACAGAUUUAGUCCAAACAUGCCAAGACCAGAUAUCGUAUUUCAAAAAGAUCAUUGAAAGAGAGUUUACAUUGUUUAGCAAAUUCUUUAACCCAUUAUCCUAUGAGAAUGAGUUGAAAACAAUGAUUUGGGAGGAGUUUUACAAUUUCUUGAAAAGCGUACUUGAUCCUUUGUAUGAUGGUGUACGCUUGUUGGUCCUCAAAGAGGUCAAUAUCAGCUCAUUGUGUCAAUUGACAACUUUGUUACAAAAGUAUUAUGAGUUUGAAGAUGGAGAAGACCCCAAUGGCAGCUUAAUAGACACACAGAGCUACUUUGGGCUGGUGCAACUGGAUACUAUCAAAUACGGCGUUUUAUUCCAGCCGAUAUUGGAUGACACUCAAAAUCGGUUAAUUUUUAGAAUUCAGAACUACAUCGAUACCAAGUUGAUGAGAUACAAGCCCAGCGCAGUGGAUUUGAAAAUUGGCCACAAAAAGCAGUCUAAAAUGAAAACUAUCAAUACCUUGGAUGCUGAUUAUGACGAGAAUUUAUUCCCUGAUGUAUACCUCCCCUUGGCCAAGGCAAUGACGAUAUUGUCCAACAUAUACGAACUAAUCAAUUCCGUUGUAUUUGAUGAUAUGGCUCACUAUAUCGUUCACGCGUGUAUUGCCUUGUUGAAAGGCGAAUAUUCAAAGUUGAUUGUUGCUCAUUUAGGUGUCGUUGAAGGAAAGUUAUCAUACCUUCACAAUUUGAUAAUUUUACGCAAUCAAAUCAAAAAUUUUGACAUACACUUUACAAGAACCGAUUAUUCGAUAGAUUUCACUAGUGGUAUAUCAGACAUUUGGAAUAUGUUGAGGAGAAGGAGCACUACAGAACGCGGAGGAUUCUUUGAAAUAGCUAAAAGAACGGUUCCAAGGGUAAUCAACAAUAUGAUUGAUGCUAAUUAUGAGAUUGAAGUUGAACUAAAUACAGCAGUAAGCGAGUUUCUCACUUAUUGUUCAAACAAUAUUUGCGCACCAAUUAUUCAAACAAAAGAAGACAUCAUCAACAAAAAGUCGUUAUCUCAAUUUAAAGACAAUAUAAUUAUCAAGAUCCCCAAUCUAUACAACGAUAUUAAAUCCAUAGUCAACGAUCCUGUUGUCACGCACUUUUUGAUGAAUAACUUGACCAAUAUAAUCUUGUUGGCUUAUGAAGAAUUCCUUAAUAACGUAAAUGUACAAAUUUCGAAACUGGAAGAUGGUGAAGACAUCGAUUUGAUGGAGAUCGAUGCCUUGUCUGGGUUUAUUGGUGACAUUGUAAAUCAGUUAUACGAAGAUGAACAACAAGAUGCACCGAUAUUCAACGAGGAUAUAUUGGAAAACCUUGAAUUGGAUGACACAGAUGUUGAAGUGUCGGAUCCCAUAGACGUGAAUUCGAAUAACUUGGACCCGGCUGAGCUUAAAUUUAAUCAAGAUGGCAAUGGGCAAGUAAACACGGUCAACAAAUCGCCGUCUCCAACAUCAGCGGUAUGA